Octodon degus (degu) is the source of this 663-nucleotide messenger RNA. RefSeq names its product chromosome unknown C9orf16 homolog (gene Bbln). NCBI's taxonomy places the organism in Eukaryota, Metazoa, Chordata, Mammalia, Rodentia, Octodontidae. The record is from RefSeq and is a predicted model, not a curated record. Bases 124 to 375 code for a protein of 83 amino acids. The transcript has 2 exons.
CUUAGGGUCCACCCUUCCGCCCGGCGUUCACCAGCAGCUUCCACCUUCCGCCCAGCGCCGGCUUUCGGUGCGACCGUCGCUGCUUCCCAUCGUUGCGCUGCCCCUGCAGCACCCAAGCCCGCAAUGUCGGGCCCCAACGGGGACUUGGGCAUGCCGGUGGAAGCGGCCACGGAAGGGGAGGACGGCAGUUUCGAGGAAGCAGAAUAUGCUGCCAUCAACUCCAUGUUGGACCAGAUCAACUCUUGCCUGGACCACCUGGAGGAGAAGAACGACCACCUCCAUGCCCGUCUCCAGGAGCUGCUGGAGUCCAACCGGCAGACACGCCUUGAGUUCCAGCAGCAGCUCGGGGAGGCCACCGGUGAUGCCAACUCCUAGGAUAUGGGACCCCUCGGGGCAGGCCCCAACCCUGUAUCCUUGGGCCAGGCACCCUGUAUCCUUGGGCCAGGCUCUACCUAAGCACUCACCAUCUGGCUCCACAUCCUCUUGAGGGUUGACCAUUGGUCCCCUUGUGGGUCUGCCUGCCUGUGCAAGCCCCACUACCCAGUGUCCUUCCUGGGGCCAGGUGUGGGUUGGUCAUCCACCCACCAGUCUGCCCAUCUCCCAGGUAUGCCUCACUCUGUCCAGGAUCGAGUAUCCACAUUAAACGGGUCUCCCACACCUCUA